UGUACAACACUCAGUUGUUAUGAAAACGCGUUUCGGAGCAUCUUUAUUUGAAAUAUUUCCCGCAUAAAGAUCUUGCACCCUUUGGGGGCUCGGAUAAUUUGCCUUCGACAAACUGAAAUUGCCCUUUUUAUAAGUUUGUGUGGCCCCCUCCUCCUUUUACAAAAUCCUGGAUCUGUCCCUGCGUCCAAAAUAUGGGUAUAAAUUGUGUUAACCCUAUUCGCAAGUCGGCUUAUAUAUAGAACGCAUCAGUGCAUGCAACUUCAGCUAUACUGAAUGUAACUGGUUGUCAGAGACUAUUGUAUUUACGCCUGGGUUGUAGCAGGUCUAAAACUCCCUACAAUAGUCCCAGACUUUGGCUUGUUUACAUUCAUGCAUUCCGACUUACACGUGAAAGUCUCGGAGUUCGCAAAUAGUCUGAGACAACGUCAUUGUCUCGCUUCGUACAUUAGACCCCAGAGGUGAGGACCUAUCGAUCCGAGUUAGCCUUAGUAACGUCUCUUACACAAACCAUUCCUUACAGAAAUUAUGAGAGACAAUAAAUAAUUAUAACAUUAAAAAAAUGAACGUACAUAUUAUAUGCAUAAUACAUAUAAAAGGAUGUGUAUAUAUAUAAUUAUAAUAUAUAUAUUAUAUAUUAUAAAACUAUGUUGUGUGUCCUAUUAAUAGGCCGCAGAAUUUCCACUUUACUGUCAACAUCACGUGUUAUAUACGUCCGUUUUAAUUGGUUCAUUGCAGCGGUUAAUUCAAAUUACAAUAACUAACACAUUUACACCGGCAAGGUUUUUAAGGGUUGUUUUGUUUUUCCAGGAGUACGAAAUGACAAAAAGGAAGAUAACUACUAAAAUUGAUUAAUUAUCAGUUAUGAAGUCUGAAAGAAAUAGAUUGAAAACCUUUUGGAACUGGCCUCCUUGGGCAAACCAAAAACCCGAGAUUUUGGCAAAAGAUGGGUUUUACUACACUGGCGAAAUCGAUAGGGUGAAAUGUGCGUUCUGUAUGGGCGUGCUAAAACGUUGGCAACCAUCAGACGAUCCCAGACUCCAACACAGGAUCCAUUUUCCAUGGUGUCCGUUUGUCUGCAGCGGUGAAGGGAAUAUGCCUCUCGAUCCGGUCGACAGUUACAGCGUGGGUUCGUGCCUUCAGCGUGAAGACACUCUCGAUAUGACUGAAGAAGAAAAUCGCCUUGCUUCUUUUUCCCGUUGGCCUCGUCAUUUACAACAAACUCCGGAACUAUUGGCACGUGCUGGUUUCUAUUACUACGGUGACGACCACAGACAGGACAGAGUGAGGUGCGCCUACUGUAAGGGUAGACUCUAUGACUGGCAGUUCGAUGACGACCCCUGGGUGGAGCAUGCGCGGUGUUUCCCGCGGUGCCACUAUGUACGGUUAUGCAUGGGUCAGGAUUUCAUUGAUGAUGUACAGAAUAACAGAAGAGUUAAAACACAAGAAAGCUUGAAUGUUCCGAAAAUAUCGCAGCCCAAGAUGUUGCCAAGAUUACCACCACAACAAGAAUCUGAGCGAAAUGAUUUGGACGAAUGCAUGCAGUCUGUUCAGGUGCAGGCAGUGCUACAGAUGGGAUUCUCCAAAGAUCUGAUUCGCCAGAUUGUCGCCGACAAGCUGAACAGAGAAGGACAGGUAUUUUCUAACGCGGAGGAACUGGCGUCCUUGGUGAUAGCAAAGGAAAAUGCUAGAAAGGUAUCCUCAACUAAUUGCAGUGAAGCACAGAAAUUCGAACACGAAUGUGCCGCGAACACCAGCAGUGCUAUGCUAGUGGAACAGAACGAAAGAUUGAGUGAACAGUAUCUGUGCAAGAUUUGCAUGGAGGAGCGGAUUCGGAUGACAUUCAUGCCAUGCGGACAUCUCGUCUGCUGCGAGAAUUGCGCGUCUGUCAUGGAGGAAUGUCCAAUUUGCAGAAGUAGAAUAUCUGAGACCGUCAGAACAUUUUAUUAAAAAUUCUGCUGUCAUUUAAAUGCUGUUUGUUACCAAAAUAUUACACAACCAAAUACAGUACUGCAGAAUUUCGGUGUAAAUCCAUCAUACAUAAGAGUUUAUGUGU
Messenger RNA from Gigantopelta aegis, 2053 nucleotides. Its product is annotated as baculoviral IAP repeat-containing protein 7-A-like. Gene Ontology annotation, cellular component: nucleus; spindle microtubule; cytoplasm. Gene Ontology annotation, molecular function: ubiquitin protein ligase activity; cysteine-type endopeptidase inhibitor activity involved in apoptotic process. The coding region runs from base 862 to 1947 and encodes 361 amino acids. The transcript has 3 exons. The record is from RefSeq and is a predicted model, not a curated record. Gene Ontology annotation, biological process: regulation of cell cycle; positive regulation of protein ubiquitination; negative regulation of apoptotic process. NCBI's taxonomy places the organism in Eukaryota, Metazoa, Mollusca, Gastropoda, Neomphalida, Peltospiridae.